Cucumis melo (muskmelon) is the source of this 1654-nucleotide messenger RNA. RefSeq names its product 1-aminocyclopropane-1-carboxylate synthase CMA101. Gene Ontology annotation, molecular function: transaminase activity; 1-aminocyclopropane-1-carboxylate synthase activity; pyridoxal phosphate binding. Gene Ontology annotation, biological process: amino acid metabolic process; biosynthetic process. Lineage: Eukaryota; Viridiplantae; Streptophyta; Magnoliopsida; Cucurbitales; Cucurbitaceae. The record is from RefSeq and is marked validated.
AACUCAAACAUUCGAAGAACUAUCUACCAUAUUCCAACCAAUACAUCCACCUCUUUUCUCUCUCUCUCUCUAUAUAUUUCUAUUUCUCAACACUUUUUUUCAAUCUCAUAAAUCUUUUAUACCUAUAUACCUCACCUCAACACAUUCUUCUUCCCAUCGAUCCCGAGGCUACCUUAGCAGCACAACUGAAGAAAAAAUGAAGAUGCUUUCCACAAAAGCCACGUGCAAUUCCCACGGUCAAGAUUCCUCCUACUUCUUAGGAUGGGAAGCUUAUGAGAAAAACCCCUUUGAUGAGACUUCUAAUCCCAACGGCAUCAUUCAGAUGGGUCUUGCCGAGAAUCAACUAUCAUUUGAUCUUCUCGAAUCAUGGCUUACAAAAAAUCCAGACGCAGCCAGCUUUAAACGUGAUGGCAAAUCAAUUUUUAGAGAGCUGGCUCUCUUCCAAGAUUACCACGGCUUACCCGCAUUCAAAAAGGCAUUGGUAGAAUUUAUGGCGGAAAUUAGAGGAAACAAAGUUACAUUUGAAGCAAAUAACAUAGUCCUUACAGCUGGCGCUACAUCAGCCAAUGAAACACUUAUGUUCUGCCUUGCAGAGGCUGGCGAUGCCUUUCUCCUCCCAACUCCAUACUAUCCAGGAUUUGAUAGAGAUUUGAAAUGGAGAACCGGAGUUGAGAUUGUGCCAAUUCAUUGCACUAGCUCCAACGGCUUCCAAGUCACCCAACCCGCUUUAGAACAAGCUUACAAAGAAGCUGAAAGUCGCAACCUACGUGUCAAAGGCGUAUUGGUUACAAACCCAUCUAACCCAUUGGGGACUACGAUGACAAGAAAUGAACUCGACUUGGUUUUUGAUUUCAUAACCUCCAAAGGCAUUCAUUUGAUCAGCGAUGAGAUUUACUCCGGGACCGUUUUUGGGUCUCCAGGAUUCGUGAGCGCGAUGGAGGUACUUAAGGAGAGGAGUAACGAAGAGGAGGAAGUUUGGAAGAGAGUUCAUAUUGUUUACAGUUUAUCGAAGGAUUUAGGGCUCCCAGGUUUUCGAGUUGGUGCAAUUUACUCUAACGAUGAAAUGGUUGUGGCGGCUGCUACUAAAAUGUCUAGCUUUGGGUUGGUUUCAUCUCAAACACAAUAUCUUCUUUCAGCUAUGCUAUCCGACAAGAAAUUUACGAGAACCUAUAUUUCGGAGAAUCAAAAGAGGUUGAAACAAAGACAGAAAAUGUUGGUGAGUGGAUUAGAGAAGGCUGGGAUUAAGUGUUUGGAGAGUAAUGCUGGGUUGUUUUGUUGGGUAGAUAUGAGGCAUUUGUUGGAAUCAGAUACGUUUGAAAGUGAAUUAAAGCUAUGGAAGAAGAUUGUUUACGAAGUGGGUUUGAAUAUUUCACCAGGAUCAUCUUGUCAUUGCACUGAACCAGGCUGGUUUCGUGUUUGUUUUGCUAAUAUGUCACAGUCAACCUUGAAACUCGCUAUCAGAAGAUUGAAGUCGUUUGUUCAAGAAUUGAGAUCCGUUUCUACUGCAAACGUUUCCACUACCACUACAAAUAUUCAUGACAACAAAUUUUCCAAGAAUAUCAAGAAAAAUAUUUUCACCAAAUGGGUUUUCCGGCAAUCGGUUCAAGAUCAAGCCAACCGCAAGCUCCACUAUGAACGAUAGCCUGGUUUUUUU